Messenger RNA from Gadus morhua (Atlantic cod), 8258 nucleotides. RefSeq names its product trinucleotide repeat-containing gene 6B protein. Bases 357 to 6662 code for a protein of 2101 amino acids. Gene Ontology annotation, biological process: positive regulation of nuclear-transcribed mRNA poly(A) tail shortening; miRNA-mediated post-transcriptional gene silencing. Gene Ontology annotation, molecular function: nucleic acid binding. Lineage: Eukaryota; Metazoa; Chordata; Actinopteri; Gadiformes; Gadidae. The transcript is spliced from 22 exons. The record is from RefSeq and is a predicted model, not a curated record. Gene Ontology annotation, cellular component: nucleoplasm; P-body.
CCUCCCCCCUCGCAUCAACAACUCGCUGAGACGAGAAGCAAAAUGGCCGCCAGUAAGCUAGCCGAGCACACAGCGCCUGACAGUCAUCGGGAGGUUCUGCACGGCGUUCUGUUUACAGUCUGAGGAGCGGGAACUCGCAGCGAAGGACUUCUACGACUUCGCAUCUCCUUUUUCACGAACCAACGUUUCGCCUUUCCACGAUGUCGUUUAUUAUUCAAUUCAACCGCGAAGAGCUAGCUCGCCGCGCUAGCUAGACCUGCUAGCGCUUUACGAUCUGCACGAAUUUUCUGCACCGAAGCACUUUAUGUUUAACGUGAUUCCUGAGACGGGAGAGUCAGGACAGGGAACAGCAGUUCAUGGAAGACAAAAAAAAGAAGAAAGAGGAUAAAAAGAAAAGGGACUCCUUUCAGAAGGUGCCAGACCCAAAAAUAAAAGCAGAACUCCCAGCAUGCACUGCUGUGCCCCGGCGGACCUGGGCCGUAGGGAUCCUGAAACGGGCCCUCUGGGACAUUGAAACAGUGCCAGAAGCAGCCAAGCCCUCCACCAUCCAGCCGCCCUCCACCCCGGGCCCCGCCCCCCCCACCUCCUCCCCCGGCGGCGGUCCUGGUGCGUCCCUGCCUGCUCCCGACGGCGGGAACAAUGUUAAGCAGCGGGCUGCUGUGGCCACCGGACAGCCCUCCUCCGCCUCCUCUAACUCCUCCUCCUCCUCCUCCUCCUCUUCUGGGAGCCAGGCGACGUCGACGGCCCAGCGCUACAUCCCCCGUGAGGUGCCCCCGCGCUUCCGCUGCCAGCAGGACCACAAAGUGCUACUGAAGAGGGGCCAGCCGCCCCUGUCCUCCAUGCUGCUGGGGGGCGGCUCAGGGGGAGGAGGUGCUACUCCUCCUCCGCUCUCCUCUCAGUCGGGAGAAACCCCCCCAACAGCUGGACCCAUAGAUCUGAACACCGGUUCAUCCUACUCCUCCUCGCCAUCCAUCGCUGCUGCUGCUUCUUCUACUACUUCGUCUUAUGCAAAUUCCACUUGGGGGGCAGGCUCUGGCAGCCAACCCCCCUCUCAGGGCUGGGAGAAGGUGAUCGUGGACGGGACUGACCUGGAGGCGUGGCCGAGCAUCCUGGGCGGGGCAAAGCCGGGGUCGGGUGGGGCGGGGGGCGGGGCAAGCAGGGAACCGGAUCAUGCGCCCAACAGCAGUGCCUCAUGGAAUGAGAGGAACGUUCAGCAGAAGGGAGGGGCUGAGGUCGGGGGUGGCGACCGCCCCUCCUCGCCUCACUCCUCCUCACCCCCAUCUCCCCCUCCCCCCUCAUCGUCAUCGCUCGCUGAAUGUGCGGGAGGCUCCCCGUGGGGCUCCUCCCCUUCGGAGUCCGGGACAGGAAGUGAUGUGCUUUACAACUCCAACGUGUCCCAUCUGGGCCCAGGCUCUCAGAAGAGCCCUGGAGGCAGCUGUAGUAGUAGUGGCGGUGGUGGGGCGCAGGCCACGGGCCCGGGCUUCAGCCCCAGCACCAACCCCUCCGCCUGGCCCGCCCUGGGGCCGGAGCAGACCCAGGGCCCCGUAGAGGGUCUCCGCCUGUCCACCAGCCCUCUCCCUCCGUCCUCUGGGAGCCAGCCAGGCCUCCAGCAGCAGCAAUCUGAGGGGCCGGGGGCGGGGGUCACCGGGGUUGGGGAGCCCUGGGGCGGGGCCGAGCGGGGCCCUCAGAGGGGGGCGGGCACCGGCGCGACGGGGCCAGGACCAAAUCAAGGAGGCGGUGGAGACGGGGGCGCCAAUCGAUCGGGCUCCUCCUCCUCGUCCUCCUCCUCCUCGUGGCGGACCAUGCCUCCGACCUCCUCCUCCUCGGAGGUCACCGUGGGAGCCUCCCCUGGCGACGGCUGGGGGGGCGGGGGGCAGAGCCAGGGCGACACCACCGGCUGGGGCCAGCCUGCCAGUCAGGGCGACACCACCGGCUGGGGCCAGCCUGCCAGUCAGGGCGACACCACCGGCUGGGGCCAGCCUGCCAGUCAGGGCGACUCGACGGGCUGGGGCCAGCCUGCCAGUCAGGGCGACUCGACGGGCUGGGGCCAGCCGAGUGACAGUAGCUCCAACGCUCCUGGGGCAUCUCAGGGAGCUGGGGAGGGUGGGGGUACGGGAGAGUCAGGGUGGGGGGGCUCUGGAAACACUGCAAUAGGAACUGGAGGGAGCGCCCAGCCCGGGGGGCGGGCCGGGAGCAGCAACAGCAGCAGCAGUAGUGGAGGGAGUGGCGGUGUCGGGGGCGGGGCUUUGCAGGACUCCGCCUCUCCGGCGGUUGCAAGCGGGGCGAAGGCCUGGGACAAUCAGACGGCGGAGGAGAAGAGCGCGGAGAGAGGGAGGGCGGAAUGGGGAGGAGCAGGGGAAGGCGGGAGGACGGCUGGCGUAGGAGGCGGAGUCACAGGAGAUGGGAGUGGCGGAGGCGGAGCACCUAACCAGAAGACAGACGGCUCCGGAGGCCCCGCCUCCCAGCCGUCGCCCAACGCUGAAGUGGCCUUAAAGAGCAUGCUGAGUCGCUCGGACCUGGACCCGAGGGUGCUGUCCAACGUGGGCUGGGGCCAGACCCAGAUCCGGCAGAACGUGGCCUGGGACAUGGAGGCCUCUGCCGCAGCCGCCGCCGCCGCCGCAGGGGGAGGAGAAGGGGGCGGGGGAGGAGGAGGGAAGCUCAAAGACAAAAGCUCCUCGUCGUCCUCGUCCUCGUCCUCGUCCACCAUCACGACGCGCGGCUCCGGGUAUUCUGGGGCCAACGCGGGUCCGAAGGCCACCGAGCCGCCGACUGGCGGCGGCAGCAGCUCGGGUCCCGGGCCCAAGAGGGACGGCUGGGACGGCGCCGGGGCCCACCAGCCCGGCCGGGGGCCCCACAUGGAGGCUGGGAACCGGAGGAAGGGCGGGUCGCCGCCGGAGGGGGGCAGCGAGGGGAACCCGGCCAAGAACGCCGGAGGCUGGGGGGGACUGGCCCCCGAGAGCCAGGGGAAACCCUGGGGGGGCGAGGAACCACAAGAACGGAGGGACCACAGAGGAGGUGGAGGAGGCUGGAGAGAUGGUGGAGAACAGGGUAGAGGUGGGUGGGGAGGGCCUCCUCCAGAGAGCAAAGGAGCGGGAGGAUGGAAGGAUGGGCCUGGGGGUGGGGGUGGUGGUGGGGGAGGAGGAGGAGGAGGGGGGGGAGGCGGGGGGAGAGACUGGGGACAGCGGGACUCCAAACCAGGAGGGAUGUGGGGAGAGGGGCGUGGCGGCGGCAGGAUGCACUCUGACGAAGGCCCGUCCUGGGGGGACGACGGUGGGCCUCAGAGAGGAGGUUGGGGGGGAGGGGACGCUGGAGGAGGAGGAGGAGGAGGUGGUGGGGGGAGCAAGCCCCACCAGGAGUGGGGGGGUGGCAAGCCCCACGGCCCGCCAGCACAGACCCCAAACAGCCAGGUGGCCCCCAUGAAGGCCCCCAAUCAGCAGCACCAAUCACAAGGCCAGCAGCCCGCCAUGGCCGGGGGCUGGGGUGGACGUCCGGGCGCCGGCCCGCCUCCGCCCUCCAAGAGCCAGAACCAAAGCCCGGGCUGGACGGCGGGGCCGGUCCCCCGGGCGGCCGGGCCAGGGGCCGGGGGGGUGGACUCCGCGGAGUCCAGCGGGUGGGAUGAGCCGUCCCCCCAGUCCAUCAGCCGCAAGAUGGAGAUCGACGACGGGACGUCCGCCUGGGGCGACCCCCAGCGCUACAGCAACAAGAACGUCAACAUGUGGGACAAGAACAGUGGCUCUGGCGGCCAGGGGUCUGGAGGACCCGGUCCAGGGGGCCCGGGGGGGCACGGCCCGCAGGGCCCCUCCCCUCCCAACCCCCAGCAGCCCCCCAGACGCCAGCCCCCCAGCAGGGAGUCCGGCAACGGUGGAGUGGGUAUGUGGGGCAAAGGAGGCGGACAGCCGGAGGACGCCAAUGCGGGUGGCUGGGGUCAGAGUUCAUCAUCGUCGCCCUCGGCAGCGCCCGCUGGCUGGGGAGACCCUGAACCUGAGCCAGGGAAGCCGUCCGGUUGGGGGAACCCCUCCGCCAAUCCCGGCAAGCCAGGCCCCAAGUCAGGGGAGGGCUGGGGGUCAAAGGGCGAGGGGCCCGUGGCCGCCUCCCGCCACUCCAGCUGGGACGAGGAGGAGGAGGGGGGCGUCUGGAACAGCGGGGGGUCCCAGGGAGGCUGGGCCCACGGCCACGCCGGAGCCAGGGGCCACGUCAAGGGGGGCCGUGGCGAGAGCUGGGGUAAUCCGAUGUCGCGGCAGUUCGCCAACAUGGGCCUCCUGGGUGACGAUCCAGGCUGCGACAAGAAAAUGGAUCCAGACAAGAGAGGGAUGAGUGACUACAACGGAGAGAUGCGGAGAGGAGGAAGAGGAGGAGGAGGAGGCUACCGCAUGCCUGGCUCUAAAGACAUGGCGCCUGGGGACAUGGGUCACUAUGGAGACAAGAUGAGUGGUCAUGGGGGGUACGGCGGUGGAGGAGGUGGGGGCGGUAUGCCUCCGUCACGAGGCAUGCACCAGCCCGGGGGCCAUCCCAUGACCCCCAACCAGGGUCUACGGGCCCCUGUGCCCCAUCAGUACAUGUCUGCCCAGGUCCCAGGGUCCAUGAUGAAGCAGAUGCCGUCGCCUGGCAACAGCCUUGGCGGGGGAGGUGGGGUGGGUGGGGGAGGAGGAGGAGGAGGAGCAGGAGGACUGUUCCCCCCUCAGCUGUCCCCGCAGCAGUUGGCCAUGUUGAGCAACAUCUACCCUCACGUCCAGCAGUUUCACCUGGCGUGUCAACUCCUCCUGCAGCAGCAGCAACAGCAGCACCAACAGCAACAGCAGCAGCUGUUGCAGAACCAGAGGAAGUUCCCCCAGCCCCUCCGCCAGCAGACCGACCCCCAGCAGUUGGCCAGGCUCAUGGCCGUCCUUCAGCAGCAGAGACAGCAGCAGGGUGGGGGGGGAGGAGGGGGGAGCUCCAAGCUGUCUCCCUCCCACCUGGGGGGAGGAGGCCUCCCCAAGCAGUCCAUGGACCCUCUGGGUCACCCCGGGGGCGUAGGGGUCUCCCUCUCCGACUUCCACGCUAAGACCCAGGCCAUGUACUCUGGUCUGGCGCCGGGGGGGAACCUGUCGGGCCUGGACCUGGGCCAGGGCGGGGGUCCGGGGAUGAAGGACCCAGGUGGGGGGCAGCAGUCUCGCUUCAAGUGGAUGAUGGAGGGCCACUCGCCCUCCUCCCCCUCGCCGGACGCCAUCGCCGCGAUGCACAAGAACGGCCCCAUACCCAACCCCAUGAAGAACAGAGGAGGCUCCCCGUACUCCCAGUACGAGAUGAUGGGCCCCGAGGGCCUGGGCCUCCCUCCCCAGGGACCCAUGGACCACUGGCACCGCAGCCCCGGGACCAAGAUGCCCCACAAGCCGGGCCCCCCCAGCUGGCCCCCAGAGUUCCAGCCCGGCGUGCCCUGGAAGGGGAUCCCGAGCGCAGGGGACCCCGAGUCCGACCCCUUCAUGACCCCUGGCAGUGUGAUGAACCCCCCGGGCCCGCAGAGCCUGCAGGAUUCUGACCACCCGCUCCUCCGUGACAACACUGGGCCAAACUGCUCCCUCCCCACCUCGCUGCCUUCCUCCGGUGCCUGGCCUUACAGUGCCUCCGACGGCCCCCUGGCCAACGCCCACAGCUCAGCCAAGUACUCGGAGUACAAGCCCAGCUGGCCCCCAGAGCCCAUCGGACACAACAAGCUGUGGAAGACCAAUCGCAUCAGCUCUCAGCUGCCACGCCCGCCCCCAGGAUUAUCCAGUCAGAAGCAGGCUCAGCCCUCCCCCUGGGGCAGCGGAGGCCCCCGAUUGGCCAGGGGAUGGGGAGGGGGUGGAGGAGGGGGAGGAGCAAGCCAGGACUCCCGAUUCAGUCAAGGCUCGGCAUGGAGUGACGGUUUGGCCUCAAGAGGAAGCUGCUGGCUGUUGCUGAGCAACCUGACCCCUCAGAUCGACGGCUCCACGCUGCGGACCAUCUGCAUGCAGCACGGCCCCCUGCUCACCUUCCACCUGGGCCUGACCCAGGGCAGCGCGCUGGUCCGCUACAGCAGCCCCCAGGAGGCGGCCAAGGCCCAGGGCGCACUGCACAUGUGCGUUCUGGGGAACACCACCAUCCUGGCUGAGUUUGUGAGCGAGGAGGAGGUCGCUCGGUAUUUUGCACAUUCUCAGGCCGGUGGGGGCGACGGGGGGCCCGCCGGCUCCGCCCCCGGGGGCCCCCAGGGCUCGUCAGGACCGGGCCCCUCAGUGGCUAGCAGCGGGGGCAGCUCCCCGGGCAGCGAGCGGGGGCCGGCCACCCCUGGAGGAGGUGGUGGAGGUGGUGGAGGAGGAGGAGGUGGAGGAGGUGGGGGGUCGGUUCUCUCCACUGGCUCCGGUUGGCAGAACCUGGACGGCAGCGGCAGCUCCUCAGAGGGGUCCGGGGCCCCGGGGCCCGGCCUGGGCGUGUUCUCCCAGUGGAGCACCAACGGGACCGCCGAGGGGGCGGGGCCCGGGGGGGCGGAGCCUGGGGGCCGGCCAGGGAUGUGGGGGGCCGUGACGGUGGGGUACCCCGGCGGUGGUGGUGGUGGCGGCGGCGGCGGCAGCAUGUGGGGGACCCCGCAGAUGGAAGAGAGGCACCAAAUGGACAACCCAGCGGCGCUGUUGCCAGGCGACCUGCUGGGGGGCGGGGCAGACUCCAUCUGACUCCGCCCUGGUAUUUAAAUGUUUAGGUUUAGGAGACACGUUGUCACAGCAUACACUGGGAAACAUAUGUUCUUUCUAUAGCAUACACGACAACGGAAACACUUACUCUGUAUGCAUAUUAAUGUAAACACACACUUUGCGUACGCGUACAUGGUAUGCAAGUCAAUGUAGACAUGUUUAGCUGAAAUGUGAGAUAUGCUUACACACAUUCUCGUGGCCAGAUUUAAGCUAUUAUCUAAAUCCAUGCAGGGACUGUUAGAUGUGUGUAUGUGUGUGUGAAUGUGUGUUUGUGUGUGUGUGUGUGUGUGUGUGUGUAUAUGUGUAUAUAUAUAUACAUGCAUACAUACAGCCUUUUUUUUUCACAGAUGAAGAUUUCAACUGCUUAGACUUGAACCUGUAACCGAAUGAGUGGGGACCUGGUCUCAAAGGCCGGACCCCGAUACGGACUGCAACGUCCUCUGAUAUUAAGAAAAAAAAAAAAAAGGGGGGGGGGGAUCUUUUCAUACAGAUUUACAUACACGUGCACACACACCAAAUGCAGAGGCGCCCGGCGGCAAGACGCAGCCGCGGUGGGCGGGGUCACCAGCAUCCACGGAAGAGACAUGAAACUGACACGACGACGUGAGGUGAACUCGCCGUUUGUGUUUCCUUUUCAAAAGAAAGAAAAAAAAAAAAAAAACGGAGAUUAACUGCAUCUUACUGUGUAUGUGGGUCGUCCGUUCUCCUUUUCGUUUGUACGUAUGGUUUUCAUUUUUUGGACAUUUUUGAAAAAGUGGAAAUAUUGGAAAAAUGUGUUUUUUUUUGUUUUGUUUUUCAAGAAGCUGACCUCUUACUGUUGUCUCUCGUAUUCUCUCUCAAUCACGUUUGUUACUGUUGCGAUAAUGAAAGUUUAAAUUGCUGGCGGUUCGAGGCCAUGGCGUUGUGUUUCUCCCCGUUGGUCGUCUGACGCACACACAGGCGGUGGUUGUUUUUCUUGUUUUUCGCAAGUGAGUUUGAGACCAAGUUUUGUGGAUUUAAAAGAAACCCACAGUCGUUUGUGUGACUGAGAUCAUUUCGACAUGCGGUUGACGUGUGCAUGUUAACACCCGGUCCUACGUGUGUGUGUGUGUGUGUGUGUGUGUGUGUGUGUGUGUGUGACGAUGGCUGCUUACUUUACAGAAGGUCUAUUACGAAAAAAACGUUUUUUGAGUGUACUCUGUAUACCGCUGUGUGUUCAACAAUUAUUGGCACUAAGGCUUUUUUCUCAUUUAAGUUGAGUGUUUUUUAGCGGAUUUUUUUAUUGUCCAAAAUGCAAUAAUAAAAAAAAGAUAAUUUUAUUGACAAACGAACUGAGGGCAUCUGCUUUUGAGAUAAAGGACAUGCCAAAUGUUAUCAAACUGUGUGGUGUGGUCGGGACGGGUGUGGCGCGUGUUUACAGACGCUCCAAUAGUUACCGUUUGUUUUUAUGUUCCGUUGUGUAUUGGUUUUAAAUUAAGGCAGGCUGUCACACUCCUGUCCAGUGUUUUUUCUUUUUUCCUUUUGAGAUUUUACAAAGAAGAAAUUUAUUUAAACAAAUGAGAACAAGAUUAAUAAUAAAGUUGAAAGUAUUGGCUUCUA